Macrosteles quadrilineatus (aster leafhopper) is the source of this 2334-nucleotide messenger RNA. RefSeq names its product protein regulator of cytokinesis 1-like. The record is from RefSeq and is a predicted model, not a curated record. Lineage: Eukaryota; Metazoa; Arthropoda; Insecta; Hemiptera; Cicadellidae. Gene Ontology annotation, cellular component: spindle; cytoplasm; mitotic spindle midzone. Gene Ontology annotation, molecular function: microtubule binding. The transcript is spliced from 14 exons. Gene Ontology annotation, biological process: microtubule cytoskeleton organization; mitotic spindle midzone assembly. Bases 146 to 2149 code for a protein of 667 amino acids.
AACCGAUUGAACCGAAUGGCGAAUACCGUUAAAGUUGAAGUUGAAAGAUUUGUUUGAAUGUGUUUUGUGCGGAAGUUUAUUCCUACUGAACUCAGUAAAUAAAUAGGUUUAAAACCUAAAGUUAUAACUAAAGUGAAACAGAAACAUGGGUGAUUACUGCAAAUCGCCGAACCCACAACAGUUUGACGAAAUAAAAGAGACCAUUGAUGAAGUAGUACAUAAUUCUUUAAAAGAUAUUGUACAGGAGUGGGAAACUAUUUAUGGAACCAGCUCGAAGGGAGUUGUGAAAGAACUUACAUCAGAACUUGCAAAAUGUCUGGAGGACUUCUGGAAACAACAGUCUUUGAAGCUAAGCGAUAUAAGAAAUGAAUGUCUCAAGAAUAUUGAGGUCGUUGGGCAAGAAGCUGUUCGCCUGGAGAGAGUCCUGGGGCUGGAGCAGCGAGUAUGCAGAGUGUCCAACAACAUACCUCUGGUGCAGAUGGAGGAGCAGCUUCAGUCUCUCCUUGACUCCUACCAGGAGCUGAAGAAGGAAACGCUCAAAGAGUAUUUUCAACUUCAGACCAAGGAAGCCGAGCUGUGUGCGAUUUUGGACAUGGAAACACCAAAGUCCAAGGUGGAACUACCUCAUAGUGGAAGCCCUCAAAUGGGCCACUAUGUUCCCACUGCGAGUGAUAUGACAGAGUUCAAAAAGAGGAUUCAAGACUUGGAACAGCUAAAGGAACAACUUGAAUAUGACUUUGAGGAAGCAAAAGCUGAACUCCGUGAGGUCAUGGAAGAAUGUAACUUUGCUCCAUUCAAUCAAAGGGAGCUAUUUGCAUUUGGUCAAGCUCAGCUUGCUAUGACAACCCAAAAUUUGAAGAUAUUGCAGAAAUCUGUAGCAACGUAUAGAAAGAAGAAGGAUGAUUUAAUGGCAGAAUCACAACGUCUUAGAGAUCAAAUCGACAUUCUCUCUAAGAAGAUGUUUAAAGACCACAGUGAAAUAAGGGAAUUCCUUUCUGAAAAUAGUGGAUUCACAGAAGCAGUGAUUAAUAGACUGAAGGAGAAGUUGAAAUCACUGAAGGAUGAAAGGAAGAGCAACUUGAAGGAAUUGAUCGCCAACAGCCGGACAAUGCUUACUGAACUGUGGAAAAAGUGUUGCUACUCUGAAGAACAGAUAGAUGAGUUUAAGCCGUUCCACGCCACCAGACUGUCCGAAGAAGUCCUUGAGAUACAUGAGCUGGAGAUUGAAAAGCUGGAAAACUAUUACGAAAACUGCAAGCGGAUAUUUGAGUUGGCAGAAGAGCAUAGAGAACUUUGGGAUCUGUUGUUGCAUCUAGAAGAGCAAGCCAACAACAAAGAUCGUCUCUUCAAUAACCGCGGGGGCUGCCUUCUAAAAGAAGAAAAAGAAAGAAAGCUGCUUCAAAAGAAAGUACCUGCUGUCAAGGCCAAGCUUAUGGCACGUCUUCAGUCUUACAAGGAAGAAACUGGCCGUGACUUCUUGUACUACGGUGAGCCUCUGGAGCUCACAAUUGAAAUGAAGGAGCUUGAAAGAGAGAGCACCAAACAAACUGAGAGAGUUCUACGGAAAGCAGCAAAUAAUGCUGACAACUUAAUGAAAUCUCGAGUCGGACAUCAGACCAUGGCGGGAGUAAAGCGACGAGCCGCGGUGACUCCACAAGACCAAACAAAAGCAAGGAGGAUUGAAACUGCAUCAUCGUCAAAGUCAACAUCUAGUGCCUCCUCAUGCAAAGGAACCUUGGUACGCAAAGAAGAGAACACAGCGGGAGUAAGAGCCUACCUCACUACUCCAACUCCGAGAAAAAACCGAAUGCCAGCCGCGAGCACUCCACAAAACGGUAGUCUGUCAUAUGAGUCGUUUCAGGAGCAUAUUGAGAAAUCUAAAUAUGCGGCGCACAACUCAACGAGAUGUGAGCGUCAAAGAGCUUUAAGACCAAAAAAUCUCAACCAGACUCGAACAGUUGUGGAAAAAACAACCCCUUUCCGAACUCCAAAAACUCCGGGAAGGACUUUCACAAAAACUCCCACGAAAACACCCUCCAAGAUCCCGUUCAGGAUUCCAACAGGGUCAAAAAUUCCCAGUCAAGUUCCCCCGGUGAGUCCCCGAAGAAAGCCAGCUUUGUCCACAACCAAACUUCCAAUCAUAUUUUGAAGUUUCAAAAACUUCAUCUUGUCAACAAAUCAUGAUACAAAUCUAGAUACAAAUGCUGCUGAAAUAUUCAAGGUUAUGUUUUUAGGAAAAAGCAUUUAGCUUGGAUUAAAUUAAAUAAAUAUAUAGGAUGGAGAGGACACAGCUAACUCACCUGAUGAAAGGUUGCAGACGAGUCAAAGAACACA